This is a messenger RNA of Dendroctonus ponderosae (mountain pine beetle), 617 nucleotides long. Its product is annotated as actin cytoskeleton-regulatory complex protein PAN1. NCBI's taxonomy places the organism in Eukaryota, Metazoa, Arthropoda, Insecta, Coleoptera, Curculionidae. The record is from RefSeq and is a predicted model, not a curated record. The transcript has 2 exons. Bases 73 to 468 code for a protein of 131 amino acids.
AUUUUUUUUCGUGGAUGUAAUCAGUUGUAACACUUUCUUGCAAACGUGCCUCAUCGUUCUGUGUUUGAUAAAAUGUCUAUCCUAAAGAUUGUAGCAGUUGCCCUUCUAGCUUCAGUUUUAUCAGCUGUCGAUUCUAGCAUUGUGCCAGCCGUCCGAUACACCCAUGUAGCUCCUCCCAGCGUGCUUCCAUUUUCAGCCCAAGUUAGCACCUUUACGCGAAACUUGCAUGUAUUUGAUGCCCCAUAUGCUGCGGGAGUUAUCCCCGGCCCUCCAGCUAUCGUUCAAAGGGCAAUUCUUCCAGCACCAGUGGCACCUUUAGCUCCAGCUCCCUUUGUUCCUGCACCUUUCCUAUCUAGAGCUGCACCUGUGCUUCCAGCUCCUUUUCCAGGGUAUCCCUACAUAAACCCAUAUGUACGGUCUCUACAUGGUGUAGCUCCACCAAUAGCUCCUGUUCCAUUGUUAGGAUGAAGCAUUUUAGAUAUAGGAAAAUUGUAGAUAAUGUAGUAAAAACCAGAGCACUGGUACAACUAGUACCAGCUGAGAGUGUUUUCGCGACUGAUUUGUAGCCAUAGGUUAAGAGAUAAACAUUUUUAAAUAUAGCGUGUUGGUUUAAUAAA